AUGCUUGGCGAACAGGAUUGUACUGAGCUUUUAGAGCUUCUGGCACACUACGAUUACCUUUUAGAACAGUUGGAAGUCAGUUUUAGCGAAGGCUUUCAACAUUUAAGCAGAGCCAACUUUCACAACAAAGACGCUGUAAGAGGUCGCUAUGGGCGUGAUUACUGGGACGAAAGGUUCAAGGGCUCCCAAUUUGUUUCUCACAAGGACUCUACUAUUUCGAUUAUGGAGUCUGAAAGAGCAUCGAAGUACCUGGCCCAGUUUGAAUCAGACGACGAACAAGAAGAACAAGUUGAAGACGGAAACGGAAGACAUCUAAAAAACCGCAAAACUGGACAAGAAAAGUCCGACGUGCGAGCUUCCAAAGCCAUUCGAGACCCAAUUCAUAUGUUUGGCGGAGUUUUGUCGAUUCCAUCUUCUCUAAGACAAUGCCAAAGAAACUUCAAGGGCAGCAUAGGGUUGUUGGUUGAGCUGGUAAACUGCCGAAGGAAGAUCGACAAUAUGAUUUCAUGA
This is a messenger RNA of Lachancea lanzarotensis, 510 nucleotides long. RefSeq names its product LALA0S12e01706g1_1 (gene VMA22). The record is from RefSeq and is a predicted model, not a curated record. NCBI's taxonomy places the organism in Eukaryota, Fungi, Ascomycota, Saccharomycetes, Saccharomycetales, Saccharomycetaceae. Gene Ontology annotation, cellular component: Vma12-Vma22 assembly complex; extrinsic component of endoplasmic reticulum membrane. The transcript has a single exon. The coding region runs from base 1 to 510 and encodes 169 amino acids. Gene Ontology annotation, biological process: vacuolar proton-transporting V-type ATPase complex assembly.